CAGAAAUCGAAGAGAGAGAGAAAGAGCGAAGAGAGAGAAAGGGUGUAUCGAUCAAAGAGGAAAACAAAGAGAAGGGUCUUCUCAAAUUUCUGAUUCAGAAUCGUUCUGCAAGAAAUUUUUAGAGAGUUAAUUGGGGAAUGCGAAGCAAGAAUUUGAAGCAAUGGUGGGAGAAGCUACAUGAUGGGUCAGAGUUAGUAGUUAAAAAAGAUUUGAAGAAAAUAAGGCUGGAAGUGUUAUGUGAUUAAAUUUUGUGUUGAAUCUGAAUUUCGGGAGCUUCAAUAAGGUGAAAAUGGUGGGCGGUUUACUUGGAGUUGCAUGGACGUAUCUGGAUUUGGGGGUCUAGUUCAAUAAAGGGGAUGUUUGGAUGGUAAUUGUGAAUUUCGUGGUUGGUGUAGAAGAAUUUGUGAAUUAUCUUGAAUUUGGGGUUUUGGAGGGAGACUCAAUUUUAAUUGGAAGUUUGAGAUCUCAGGGCUUGGACUCGAGCCUCAAAUUGCUUUAGUGUUUGAAACUGAAGUGUUGGAGAUGAGCCAUAGCUUUGACCGUUUUAGGGUUUUUUUAGAGGGAUUGGAUAUUUGGAAACUGGGUUAUUGGAGAUGUAGCAGCUAAAAACCCUAACUCAUUGAAGGUGCUGUAAGGUUGUGUGCAAGUGUGUGUUUCUGUUAUAUUGAUUUUAGUGUAGAGAUAGAGACAGAGAGAGAUGCAACCACCACAUCACUAUUCGCGGAUCAAUCUUGCUGAAUUGAAAGCUCAGUUAGUCAAGAAAGUUGGGCCAGAGGGGUCAAAGCAAUACUUUUAUUUCCUUCAUAUGUUCUUGAGUUUGAAAUUGAGUAAGGUUGAGUUCAAUAAGCUGUGUCUUAGAAUUAUUGGCCGGGAGAAUAUUCCCCUUCACAAUCAGUUGAUUCGUUCAAUACUGAGAAAUGCUUGUAGUGCAAAGACACCACCGCCGGCCAAUCAGAAGGAUGAUGUUUCGAGACAUGGUGUGCACCUUGCCGGCAAGGAUAUGUCCACUGACAGUCUCCUGCAAAACGGGUCCCACGCCAAUGUAGCUCAGGCUUCUGGUUCACCCUGUUUAUCAAAUGGAGGUGGUGAUCUGCUACCUCUCUCGCCUCGAAAGGUCAGGACGAAUAUCCGUGACCGGAAAACUGGUGACCGUCGUAGUGCCCUUGGACCUAAUGGGAAGGCUAGUUUUGCUACCCACCUUCCUGCUGCUACUCUGUCAAGUGACUUUGGUGCUGUGUUGGAGAAUGGAGAUUUGAAUCCACCUGAUAUGAGAAGGCUACUGAAGCAAUCAGGGAGCGAAAAUGAGAUCUUGGCCCCAAAUGCUGCUAAAAUGUCCAUCGAUAGGAGAUCUCUGGAUGUUUCAGCUCCUUCAUGUAGCAAAGAUCAAACUGAGUUGAUCGUCAGUGAUGAUGGGAAUGAGGCUUCUGCUAGGAGUCCACUUCGAGCUCCCCUUGGGGUUCAGUUACGUCCUGUUAGCAUUGGUGGGGCACACAGAGCUCUGCCUCUAUCGAGGAGCAGUAGAUGUCUUGGCUCAUAUAGCAAUGGUUCUUUGUUGGACAGUCUAACAUUAAGGGAACGGAUGGAGCAGAUUGCUCUCGUACAGGGUCUUGAAGGGGUUUCAGUGGAUUCUGCCAACAUAUUGAACCACGGUUUAGAUGCUUACAUGAAAGGAUUGAUUAGAUCGUGCAUCGAGCUUGUAGGGUCAAGAUCGGGGCAUGAGACAACGGAGAACAAACCCAACAAGCAUCCCAGUUAUAUGAAGCUGAUAAACGGUGUAAAACCAGGUCAUCAAUAUCUGAUGCAACAUAGUGGGAAGACGAUGGAAGUGCAAGACCAAAGAAGUCAGUCCCCCAUUUCGUUACAGGACUUUAGAGUAGCCAUGGAGCUGAAUCCUCGAAAACUUGGUGAAGACUGGCCGUUGUUACUGGAGAAGAUAUGUACACAUGCAUUUGAAGAAUAGCGGGGAGCUCCCAUUUUUAUGGUUCAUAGUUGAGUAAUUAGUCCUACUGGAUCUCAAGGCAUGCUUGUGCUGCCACUCUUCUGGCCCUGGUGUGGAUUUAGUAGCUCAAAUUCAUGACCGGUCCAGGGCAAAAGCAGGAAUAUCUAUUCCAUUCUGCUUCUGGCUUCUCUUCAAUCCAAAAAACCCAUUAUUAGCGACCACUGUGAUGAGCUGAAUGCACGAAUCUAAGGUCGCGCUCGCUGUUGUAUGAUUAGCUUGAUCCCAAGUUCUUUUUUUUGUUUCUUUGUCCUGUAAUUUACAGUGAGAAAUUUGUAGAACAGUUUUGCAGGAAUAAUUUGUGUAGUUCAGUGGAAAAAGUGGUGGGGUUGCAUGAUACAAUAGUCAUGUGUAUGUACCAUCCAGAUUGGUUGGGAUCUUAAUAUUAACAAUACAGUUUAACCACUUGCUUCCAUUCUGUGCUCUGUCCUCUCCUUCUUUGAUAACAUUUUACAUUACUGUUUCCAAAA
Molecule: messenger RNA, 2466 nt
Organism: Salvia splendens (bonfire salvia)
Lineage: Eukaryota; Viridiplantae; Streptophyta; Magnoliopsida; Lamiales; Lamiaceae
Exons: 2
Coding region: 698-1960 (420 amino acids)
Biological process (GO): regulation of transcription by RNA polymerase II
Cellular component (GO): SAGA complex
Molecular function (GO): transcription coactivator activity
Source: RefSeq, a predicted model, not a curated record